AUGGCAGUCUUAAAAAGGUGGGUGCUAGACCACAAGGUCCUGGAGGUCGAAGAUGAGGUUGGGAUACCAGGUGCCUGUGGGGGCCACCCUAUGCACCUGCUGAAGGAUGUCAUCCACAGGGGCAUUAUAGAUCAUCCCAGGAUAGACUUUCUAAAUUGCAAUCUCAUUGUCAACUAUCAUGAGCUACAUGGACAGUGCUCAGUGAAUCGAAAUCCUCUCCUUAAUUUUGAUGAUGGAAAACAGGAGGGAAAUGCCACUGAGCUGUGUCCUCAUUUGUUUCAAAGCCUGAAAGACACUUUAGGAGUGAUGUGGAGCCUGCAGUCAGGUAAUGACGCCUUGCAUGUCACCACAAAUUCACAAUAUAAUCAAGGAGAAUUCAUUGAUGGACACUGGGCCAUCAACAUUGAUGAGAAGUAUAGCAUCUACUUUUAUCCAUUUAGUAAGACGUGGAGAGAGAGUCAUUCUGAAGCCAGUGGUGCCGUGGAGCAAUGGAAGAACGACAAGGAACUAGAACAAGGUCUCAGUAAAGUCCUCACGGGAGACUUCAGUGACUGCCUCAAGAAAUUGUUGCCACACUCCAGAGAAAUGCCAACCUUGACAACCACUCCUGCACAUAUGGACCAACCUUCUUCCAUGGCAUGCAGUUCCAAACCCUCUGUCCAGCUGAUAAUGUUCUGCUGCCCCAUCCUCCUCCUCCUCACAAAGGUUUUCUGA
Molecule: messenger RNA, 714 nt
Organism: Apodemus sylvaticus (European woodmouse)
Lineage: Eukaryota; Metazoa; Chordata; Mammalia; Rodentia; Muridae
Product: histocompatibility antigen 60c-like
Exons: 5
Coding region: 1-714 (237 amino acids)
Source: RefSeq, a predicted model, not a curated record